Messenger RNA from Lachancea fermentati, 1287 nucleotides. NCBI's taxonomy places the organism in Eukaryota, Fungi, Ascomycota, Saccharomycetes, Saccharomycetales, Saccharomycetaceae. The record is from the annotation of a GenBank genome assembly.
AUGAUUCCUUGGCCCAGGUCUAUAAGAUUAUACCAUGUUCCGGCUGCGAUAUUCAAAAUUCCAAGGGCCCCCCCUGACAAAAUUCUGGGUCUCACUGAGCGGUUUAAUCAGGAUUGUCAUCCGAGGAAAUGCAACUUAACGGUGGGAAUAUAUAAGGACAAUUGGGGCCAGGUAACUACUUUUCCAAGCGUAGCUCGUGCACAAAACAUUCUGGAUGAAAACGUGGAGCUCAAUACCGACCUGUCAUAUCUGCCCAUCACGGGGUGUCCGGAGUUUCAAGCGAACGUGCUGAGCUUCUUGUUCCGUGAAUCUUGCCCACAAGGGUCUUUGUAUUUGGACCAAAACCGUGUUAGCUUUGUCCAAACGCUUUCAGGCACGGGUGCCCUGGCAGUGACAUCAAAGUUGUUGUCGCUAUUCGUGUCCAAGACGGUAUGGGUUCCUGAUCCGUCGUGGGCCAACCAUACAAACGUAUUCCAAAAUAAUGGUUUCAAAGACAUCAAGUACUAUACUUAUUUCAAGAACGGUCAACUGGACGUAAGUCAAUGGCUGGACGACCUGAAAUCUUCUUACAGUGACAAUUUAUACAACCCUCAAUGCAUUGUGCUUCACGCGUGCUGUCAUAAUCCUACUGGCGUCGAUCCGAGAAGAGAACAAUGGAUCGAAAUUCUGGACACUAUUCAUGACCUUAAACUCAUUCCUAUCAUAGACAUGGCAUAUCAGGGCUUGGAAUCCGGAAAUAUUUAUGAAGACGCGUAUCUUUUGCGGAUGAGCUUAGAUUCAUCUCGUUAUCAGUGGCCCAAUGGAUUGUUCUUGUGCCAAUCUUUUGCUAAAAACAUGGGUCUGUAUGGUGAAAGAGUUGGGUCCUUAUCAGUGGUAACACCCCCAGAUCCAGAGUUGAAAUUGAAUGUGGAUUCUCAGCUCAAGAAGGUCGUGCGAGGUUUAUACUCUUCUCCGCCGGGGUAUGGCUCUCGGGUUGCAAACUUGGUGUUAUCUACUCCACAACUUAAGAAGCAAUGGUUUGCUGAUGUCGAACACAUGGCAGCAAGAUUGAGACAUGUCAAAUCUGAGAUGUAUGAUAGACUCGGCUGGCAGUCUCUGCGAGACAGUUCUCUUCAACAUGGUAUGUUUUACUACACGGGCUUGACUCCCUCUCAAGUCGAUCUUCUGCGAGAGAGCUUCUCCAUUUAUUUAACGCAAGAUGGACGCCUAUCACUAAGUGGGGUUAAUGACUCCAAUGUUGACUACAUCUGCGAAGCCCUUCAAAAAGUAACCACUCAACAAACUUGA